Folsomia candida is the source of this 2288-nucleotide messenger RNA. RefSeq names its product zinc finger protein 184-like. Gene Ontology annotation, molecular function: RNA polymerase II cis-regulatory region sequence-specific DNA binding; DNA-binding transcription factor activity. Lineage: Eukaryota; Metazoa; Arthropoda; Collembola; Entomobryomorpha; Isotomidae. The coding region runs from base 1 to 2013 and encodes 670 amino acids. Gene Ontology annotation, biological process: regulation of transcription by RNA polymerase II. The transcript has 6 exons. The record is from RefSeq and is a predicted model, not a curated record.
AUGACAUCCUUAAAUCGCAAGCGGAAGGCUCCUCCACCCUCACCGGAGAUACCCACCAAGUCUAGAAGAAGUUCUCGAAUUUCGUCUAAACCACUGGGAAAAUUUUCAGUUAAAUCUUCCACACACACGGAAAAGCUUCCUACCAUACUCGAGCAGAAAAAACCUCAAAAAUUAGUCACUACGAAACAACUGGCCGUUAGUCCUCCCGAAAUCUGGGGUGAUAUUAAACCUGAUGUCGAUGAUCUCACCCAUGUUUCGUCCAAGGGGAAACACGACGGUAUCAGUGGGGCCGUGGUGGAAACUUCUGAAAUCAAGGUCGAAUACGAGGCUGACCUUGACCUCGUUGAUGACUUUGUUAAUCGAGUCUUUCAAGACGGUGACAGUUUCCAGGGGUCCACUGGUGUCGGUACAAGUAGUGAGGACGAGACGGAAAACAGCAACGACGACGAUCCUGAGUUCUACGUCAGUUCUGAAUCCAAACCUAUCCGACGAGGUGUGCGGCGGCGGACUGUUGUCAAAAAAUCAAAUCAUUCUGAAGGACCUGCCAUCAAGUACGGAGCUAUUGGCCCCCUUCCCUUCAAAUGCGGUCCGUGCGGAAAAUCAUUCUCCAAACUGGUCACGCUAAACCGUCACGCAUCACGUGGUCACCCCUUCGCCUGCCUGGCGCCAAAGUGCGAUUUCAAAUUCGACUCCGAGACAGCAAGAGCCACCCACGUCAAAACCACCCAUCCGGACGUGUUUCCCCGCAUCCGGUGCGCCCUCUGCAAUCGGGCAUUUGCUCACGAAAAUGCGCUCGCCGCGCACAUGGUGGCGCGCCACGAAACUGGCGAGAAGAUAUUCUCAUGUCCCCAAUGCACCAAGAGUUUCGCGCUAGAAGCAAAUUUCACCCGUCACGUGACCCUCUACAAGGUUGAAGCGGACAAACCGAUCGUUUGCGACGUGUGUGACAGACGUUUUAGCGACGAUGAGGAGCUCAAACAGCAUUACGUCAUUCAUAAUAAGAAACGCUCUAUCUGCCCCCAAUGUGGGGACGCAUGUUUCGAUAAGGUGGACUUGGAGAGACACAUCCGUCUCCGUCACACGGGCGAAAAACCAGAGAAGUGUGACCGCUGCGGAAAAUCCUUUAUCGACAAGCACUGUCUACUCAUACAUUCCAAACACGAUCACCCAUUCGCCUGUCACGAGCCGUCCUGUCCACUCACAUUUAACGCUAUGAAGUUAAGGGACACCCACGUCAAGACUGCCCACCCCGGAAUCUCCACCAAAUAUCCGUGCACCUCCUGCACCUCUACAUUUUCUCGGGCCUCCUGUCUCGCCAGGCAUGUGAGAACUUAUCACGACAACAAGUUCUCAUGUGACAAGUGCAACAAGACGUUUUCGUUUGAGGAAAAUUUACAACAGCACAUGGCCUCAGUUCAUGAGGGGAACCAGAAGUUCGUUUGUGGAACUUGUGACGCAAUACUUGACAACGAGACAGAGUUGGCAAAACAUGUUAAGAAGCACCACGACAAAAAGGGCGGGUUUGUGUGUAACCAAUGCGGAAUCCGUUGUUCACUUAAGUCGGGCCUAGAGAGGCACAUGCGCCGACAUUUGGGAGCAAAAUCGGUAAAAUGUGAGCAGCGCGGGGAAUCAUGUUUCGACAAGGCUGCCCUUGCCAAACACGUAAAUCUCGUCCACCUCCCGUCCAUUCACAUCUGCCACGUGUGCGGGAAGAAUUUUCCCCUUGCUAAACGUCUGUCAGAGCACAUCAAACGCCACAGACCGGACAAACCCAUGCGGCGGGACAAAUCUGACGUACCUGACGCCCUCAAGCGACGCGUCGUGUGCACAGAUUGUAAGGAAGAGUUUUUAGAGCCCAGGACUUUAAAGGCGCAUCGGAUCAAGCAUCAUGGCGACGACCCAUGGGUUUGCGACAUCUGUGGCUCAACUUUUGCAACUGCGAACGGGUUCGCAAUCCACGCCAAGGCCCACAGUGGUGAGAAACCCUACAAGUGUGAUGUAAGUUGUUGCUGAUCUAUAAAAUUAAAAAAAGUUUCUUUUCCUCUUAAAAACCAGUUGUCCUUGUAAAAUGUGACCUUAAAUUAAUUGUGUGCGUGUCUUAUUGUGAUUGGUGCAUUGAUUUUGGAGACGGCCCCUCUGGCCGUCUCCCAUAAUAAUUAUUGUGAAAAGUUUGACCAUUCUCAUUCUUGUCUCCGAGGAGGAACAUUCGGCCCGUCACAUUCUAAAAGAUAAUCACCCAUUGUAAUAAUUUGAAAUUGUCGUGACUAAUUAAAAACUCUAUUGUGAAA